Arabidopsis lyrata subsp. lyrata is the source of this 735-nucleotide messenger RNA. RefSeq lists its product as uncharacterized. Lineage: Eukaryota; Viridiplantae; Streptophyta; Magnoliopsida; Brassicales; Brassicaceae. The transcript has a single exon. Gene Ontology annotation, molecular function: nucleic acid binding; RNA-DNA hybrid ribonuclease activity. The record is from RefSeq and is a predicted model, not a curated record. Bases 1 to 735 code for a protein of 244 amino acids.
AUGUGCGAUGAGACUAUCAACCACGUGUUAUUUGAAUGCCCUCUAUCUUACCAGGUUUGGUCUCUCUCCAAGAUUCCUCUGAUUCAAGGAGUCUUUCUUGCUCCCUCGAUUUUCGCAAACUUAGAUCAUCUUUACUGGAGAGCAAAGGAGCUUGGAGUAAGGGAGGAAGCUAUCAGGGGCUUUCCAUGGAUUUUGUGGUUCAUCUGGAAAGCACAAAACUUAAAAGUUUUUGAGAACUCAGAAGUUCAUCCUGUAGAUACGCUUCAGCUUGCCUGCAAAGAAGCAGAGUCUUUUCGCAUCGCAAGAGCCAGAGAGUCGAUCAUUGAUUCUCAACUGCCCCUUAUAGACCCAGGUUCGCGAUCCACUGUUUCAGAUCUUUUGAUUUGCCAGGUUGAUGGAUCUUGGAUAGACGAAGGCACUUUAUGCGGCAUUGGAUGGAUUCUUAUCUCAGACUCUCAGCUUAUUAAUCUUGGACUCAAGUGUUUUCGGUACUGUUUAUCUUCACUUCACACAGAGUUUGAAGCGCUUCUCUGGGCAAUGAGAUCCCUCACAUCAUUAUCUAUUUUUAAUGUUCCCUUUGAGACAGAUUGCAAGGAGCUGACACAGCUAUUGGACCCUCCGGAUGAGCGGCCCGCUUUUGCUUCAGAAUUAGAAGAUUUUAAUGCUUUAAAACUAGGUUUCCCGAUUGUCUCGCUAAGAAUGCAAGAGCACGCAGUUCUCUUUUUCCCCAUGUAA